UGCUCGGCGUUGCUUGGUCGGAUUGGGUGGGCUGAGGUGGGAAUGGAGCUGGGAGCAUGUGAUUGGCUGUCGGGACGGAGCAAUGUUUAACCGAGCCGCCGAUCGCAAAUCGAAACAUCAACGCCGCACGGACAAGCUUGGAACAUGGGAAUUGAGCCUACACGUGGGAUACGCAACAACACUGAUAGGUAAGAGGGCAUACAGCCUUCUUAUACUGCUGGUGUCAUCAAUGAUGGCAUUCUCAUCGACAAACCCCGAAAGGAGCUGCAGGAUCCCGUCCAAAGUGCCGGUAUCCGCUGUCGUGUGCCCUCUUGCUAGUUUUUCACUCGUAUCGACAGCCAAGCCGUUGCUUGCCAGAGUCGCCCAGAACAAGACCUUGGCGCUCCGCCCCUAUGCGAUUCCAGACGCAAACCACGUUGUGAAAUGCCCGCCUGUGAUUCGUUUCAGAAUUUGA
Molecule: messenger RNA, 454 nt
Organism: Periconia digitata
Lineage: Eukaryota; Fungi; Ascomycota; Dothideomycetes; Pleosporales; Periconiaceae
Source: the annotation of a GenBank genome assembly